CAAGGAUUUUACAAGUAUCCAACGGAGUUAUGGAGGAAGAAGCAAUCUGAUGUGAUGAGGUUCGUCCAGAGGGUGCGCUGUUGGGAAUAUCGCCAGCAUCCUUCAAUUGUCCGAGUCACAAGACCCACACGCCCUGACAAGGCUCGUCUUUUGGGUUACAAGGCCAAGCAGGGUUACGUUGUUUAUCGUGUCCGUGUAAAGCGUGGCGGUCGCAAGAGGCCUGUUUCCAAGGGUAUUGUAUAUGGGAAGCCCACCAACCAAGGUGUGACACAGCUGAAGUUUCAACGCAGCUUGAGGUCUGUUGCCGAGGAGCGCGCUGGCCGUAAAUUGGCAGGCCUUAGGGUUCUGAAUUCAUACUGGAUCAAUGAGGAUUCGACCUACAAGUACUUUGAGGUAAUCCUGGUUGAUGUUGCUCAUAAUGCUAUCCGAAAUGACCCAAGAAUCAACUGGCUCUGCAAUCCUGUUCACAAGCGCAGGGAGCUUCGUGGGCUGACUUCGGCUGGGAAGAAGUGCAGGGGAUUGCGUGGAAAGGGACACCUAUACCACAAGGCACGACCAUCUCGCAGAGCAACUUGGAAGAGAAACACCACCCUCUCCCUUCGUCGGUACCGUUGAUUUCA
Molecule: messenger RNA, 620 nt
Organism: Prunus avium (sweet cherry)
Lineage: Eukaryota; Viridiplantae; Streptophyta; Magnoliopsida; Rosales; Rosaceae
Source: RefSeq, a predicted model, not a curated record